Phlebotomus papatasi is the source of this 1309-nucleotide messenger RNA. RefSeq lists its product as uncharacterized. The record is from RefSeq and is a predicted model, not a curated record. The coding region runs from base 53 to 952 and encodes 299 amino acids. The transcript is spliced from 3 exons. NCBI's taxonomy places the organism in Eukaryota, Metazoa, Arthropoda, Insecta, Diptera, Psychodidae.
CGAAUGAAAGCUAUAAUAUAUUCGCAGUGCCCAAUGUAUUUUCUUCAAGUUCAUGAGAUAUAAGUUUACAAUUACCACUGUGACCUCCUACAUGGUUUUCGCAUCAGCGCAUUUGAGGAGUUUGAUGAAAAAAUGUUUUUUCUUAUGCCAGUGUUUACAACAAACGUUAACUGCAGAAAUUUCCAAUGAAUCAUCAUUAUCAGCCACUGGAGGGAAGAAAUUAGCAGAUGCAAGAAUCUCCUAUAUCAGGCCAGCCCCAGUGAUAUACUCAAGUGACCAUCAUUCGGAAGGAAGAAGACUGAUUCAAAGCAAAGUUACAGCCAAGUCUAAUGCUCGCGAAAUGACGACAGACAAAAGAAAAUUAUCAAAUCCGGAACUUUUUAGUAAAUUGGGCCUAGGUAAAAUGAAGAUGUCCCCGAACCAUCACCGGAAGCGAUUAGCCGUAGAAUCACGGCAUCAUGGUCUUCCAGAUGAUUCAAACAUGUUCAUAAUUAAGCUACCACCCAGCAACAAUUACUACGGCAAUCUUAAAUCUCAUACUGACUCAGUGAAUGCUGUAACGGAUGACAGUAAGAAAGUCUCACUGGGAUUUCAAUCUAACGGGAAGCCAGGAAGGAUCUACCAUUGGAAUUUGCCAGUUCUAAAGAAACUCCUACAUGGUAACCGUCCUCGAAAUCCCAAUUCGAGGCACACGGAUAACGAAGCCGAACUUAUUGACAUCAAGCAUAUUCCAACAUGGACAAAUCCAUGGGAUAAUGAAACCAUCGACAAGCAGUAUAGAGAGGAUAGCCAUCAACAUGAAAAGAUCCUCAAGAAGAAGUCACCUACAUAUUACGCCCCUGUGCGAACAAAAAACUUCCAAAAAUAUUUCCCUAGUAAUGGCAAACCUAAGAGUUUCUACGUUAUCAAGAGUCAAAAAAUGAUCCCAUUUAAAAUAUUCAAGAGAAAAUAAGUUCAAGUGAAACUCCAAAAUCAUUGCGCAUAACGAGAAAUUUAAUUUAAAUCCACUCACAAUUGUACUUAAAGUGCUACAUAGCAUAGACUGACAAUGUGUAGUCAGCUGUUUUACUUAUGAUUACGAUCCUAAUAUGCCGACAAUUAGGGUAUAUAUUAAUUCUUAAUUCAAUGCAUAAUACUAAACUAAACUCAUUAUGUACGACAAUUUUAGAUGAAAUCUUGCGCAAAAGAACUCUAGAUUAAUCGAUUUUAGUGAUUAAUUGUAACAUUUUUAUAAAAAAUAAUUUGUUAACUUACACGAAAAUGCGAUUUUUUACUUUUUUACAUGAAAAUAAAUUAAUGAUAUAAUAAA